Messenger RNA from Polypterus senegalus (gray bichir), 392 nucleotides. It is a transcript of the gene ndufa1, whose product is annotated as NADH:ubiquinone oxidoreductase subunit A1. Bases 86 to 298 code for a protein of 70 amino acids. Lineage: Eukaryota; Metazoa; Chordata; Cladistia; Polypteriformes; Polypteridae. The transcript has 3 exons. The record is from RefSeq and is a predicted model, not a curated record.
UUCUUUGCACCGGAAGUGAUUGUGGGUCACCUUAUGUUUCAGUAGAAGUAAAAAGGGUUCUGAAGAACGGAUUCAACGAGCCAUCAUGUGGUAUGAAAUUUUACCUGGUCUCGCUGUGAUGACAGUGUGUUUGACUAUACCAGGGUUGUCGACAAUGUUCAUCCAUAAGUUGACAAACGGUUGGAAGGAAAAAAGAGUUGCACAAAUUCCCUACCAAUGGUAUAUGAUGGAACGUGACAAGAGGGUGUCUGGGGAGAAUAAGUAUUACAAAUCAAAGGGACUUGAAAACAUUCACUGAGUACAUCAGAAAUCAAGGGACCUAAGACAUCUCAAAUAUUAUCUGCAGAUAUUUUGCAUACUGUAAAUUAAUAAAAUUGUAUUAAGAUGCUUUA